This is a messenger RNA of Racocetra persica, 121 nucleotides long. The record is from the annotation of a GenBank genome assembly. Lineage: Eukaryota; Fungi; Glomeromycota; Glomeromycetes; Diversisporales; Gigasporaceae.
AUGCCACGUCCAACAAGCCACCAAAAAAAAGCUAUAAAGGCUUAUGAAGCAAAAGUCUAUAAGCAUAGUGCCGAUAAUUCAGAAGCAGAAAACUCUGAUGAUAUUGGCAAUCUUUCCAUUU